UUAUGAUUAAAACGUUUAAAAAUUAUAUUUAACUAAAUUUUUUUCUUACUAUAUAUUUGUGAUAUUCGAAGUGAGAUAUUGGCAUCGACACAAACUGUUUCAAGAAUCAUGGAAAUCUGUCCCUCUGAACCGCUUAAACCAAUGCCGCAACAAUCGAUUAUCGAGGCAAAAAAUAAACUUCGGCUGGGCCACGAUGAAUGUUGCAAUUGCUGCUGCUGUUGUUUACCGCAAUCUACAUGUUACAAAUAUGUCCAGCCGGAAAUACCAAAAUCUUUCGCACCUAUUCAUUAUUACUGGAAAUCAAAUGUACCGAUGGAUAAAGAUACAAUGUAUCGUCUUUCUUACUGGGAAGGGCCUAGCACUACUGUUGAACCCAUUCGUCCUGAAGAUAAUCUAACAUGCGGUGACACACCAAUGUCUGAUGAAACGACGCAUAAAAUGAGCUAUUUUGGCAAUUGGUGCGUAAAAACAGAUCCUCCAAUAACACCCUGUGAUAGACAGUGGCUGGGUAGAGGUCCGAUGGAAGACGUCACGACGCAUAAACGUGAUUAUUCAUGGAAAAGCACGACGCGUCCUGAGGUUAUCAAGGCGGAAAAUAAUUUAUAUCCUCCAUGUUCUGCUUUAUCCGAUGAUACGACAUAUCGCUUGAGCUACUAUAAUUCCUCCUGCUUACUUCCGGUACAAUCUUUUGCGCCCGUUAGAAAAUAUGUUAAAUCAGAUACACCGAUGGAAGGUUGUACAACAUAUAAACUUAGCUACUGGCCAAACGAGACUCCUUUAAAAGACGAGUCGUAUAGACAAAAGGGAGAGUAUCAUCGCCCAGUGACGCCGAUGGAUGGAUGCACAACCUACAAACUAAGUUACUGGCCCCACUGUGACGAGAAACCACCGGAACCUUUUAGUCGUGACGAGAACGAAAACUUGUUGAACGCCGGCUGCUGCUUUGACGACAAUACCACGUACCGACUCAGUUAUUUCGGAUGUGACGGUGACAAGCCGCCGGAUCCCAUUCGCCAGCCUGGCAAUAUGAUUUUCUCUCCGUGCCCACUCUCCCAUGAUACCGUCAAUCGGUUGAGUUUUCUAGGCAAUUGGUGCUUCAAACCGGAAACGUCUAUCACACCUUGCGACAAACAAUUGUUAGGCAGAGGACCGAUGCAAGAUGAGACUACGCAAAAGCACGAUUACACUUGGAAGCGCGUGAUGCCACCGACUGAGGUUCGACCCGAAAACAAUCUAACUUUCUCGUCCUUGCCGCUGGAAUCCUGCACAACUCAUAGAUUAUCUUAUAUACCGAAUGAUCAUGAAUGUCUACUGCCUAUUAAAUCGUACGCGCCUAUAUGUAAGUAUCAGCCGUCCGACGUUGCGAUGGAAUCCGAGACCACAAUGCGAUUGAGUUAUCAGCCGGUGGAGCCAACGAAUCAGAUCGACAAACCAUGGGCUGCGGCUCCGUCCUAUUAUUCACCUGUCAAUCCCAUGGAGGACAAUACCACAUACAAUCUCAGUUACAUCCCACCUGGAGUACUCGUCCCCCUGUCUUCUUGUUCCGCUUCUUACUCCUCUGUUAACGCCUACGAAAGUUGGGAUGAAAUGGGACGGGCUCAACUGUACGUAUUUGCGGGUCAGGAGUUAAAUGACCCGCGUUGGCAUUUGCUUCUCACUUUCACUCAUCUCCUGAGAGCGCAUCGCCGAUUUCGUAGUAGAGAAACCGAUAAAUCCACUUUGAAAUUUUCGCAUUACACUCAUUCGCAUCUACCCUCAUCGAUCUUAGCGAUGAUUCUGGGAUUGGCAGUGGCGCAAGAUCAAAAUUACCAUGGACGCAACUACCAGCAGAAUGAUGAACAACAUCAAGCUGACAAUAGACGACCUACAAGCACCACACCCAUCCCAAUCUUGCACUGGAACAAACAGCAGGAACACGAUGGAACUUAUAAGAUAGGUUACGAAACGGGCAACAAUAUCAUUGCUGAGGAAAGUGGCUACAUCAAAACUAUCGGCGAAGGUGAAGACCGGGCGGAGGCAAUCGUGCAGCAAGGCACCUUCUCGUACACGAGUCCCGAGGGACAGCUGAUCACCAUUCACUAUACCGCCGACGAGACCGGCUUUCACGCGCAGGGCGAUCAUAUUCCCACGCCACCGCCUGUUAGCGAGGAGAUUCAGAAAGGCCUCGACCUCAUCUACGCGGGUAUUCGUCAGCAAGAAGAGGAAGAUGCUCGCGCAGCAGCCCAAAAAGCACAACAGCCUCUGAGCCAGCAAGUCGACAGGCGGGAUGAAUACAAUAGAAAGUACCAAUAGUGCUUUAUCGAUAUAGCAUUGUA
Cyphomyrmex costatus is the source of this 2315-nucleotide messenger RNA. Its product is annotated as stabilizer of axonemal microtubules 1-like. NCBI's taxonomy places the organism in Eukaryota, Metazoa, Arthropoda, Insecta, Hymenoptera, Formicidae. The record is from RefSeq and is a predicted model, not a curated record. Gene Ontology annotation, cellular component: sperm flagellum; axonemal microtubule; ciliary basal body. Gene Ontology annotation, molecular function: microtubule binding.